CGCAACUGUCAUCACACUAGAUUCCUACCUCUACAAUCAUUCACACAAUGGACUAGACACGUCACGUCUACCGUGCAUCCGCGACCUUUGCGGACAAGACUCACGACCUCGGCGUGACACCAGCCACUUUGCACGAUAGAACAAGAUCGAAAGGAACAGCUACGUUCUCAGCAGGCACUCUGAAACUCUCGACACCAUGCCUCCUCCCGCGGGUACCCUCUCUUCAACCCGGUAUACCAUCAUAGUCGACGCAGGCUCGUCAGGCUCGAGGUUGAUCAUCUAUUCGUACCAAGACCCCGAGGCAGAGAGGGAAGAGAUCGUCAGGUCCAUACGUCAAAAGUACAAGAACAAGAGCAAGGGAGAGAGGAAGAGCAAUGCGGAAGUGGAGAAGGAGAUCAAGUGGGAGGUGGAAAAGAGCUUGAGGAGGUUGGUCAAGGUGGAAAAGGGCGCGAGUGGAGACGAUUGGAUGAAAAAGGCCGAGCCCGGUAUCUCGUCAAUGUCCCCAGCAAACAUCCCUCAAUACCUCUCGCCCCUCCUCUCACACGCCCUAGCUCACAUCCCGCCCUCACAACACUCAAACACCCCUAUCUACAUCCUAGCAACAGCGGGCAUGCGUCUCCUCCCCGCCGAGACUCGGGAAGGGAUCCUCUCCGCCACAUGCGAGACUCUGCGGAAAGACUACCCGUUCGUCGUAGGCGCGUCGAGUUCGUUGGGACCGUGUGGGGAUAGCGUGCGGGUGGCCUCGGGGGAAGAAGAAGGGAUGUGGGGUUGGGUGGCCGUCAAUUACCUCAUGGACGGGUUCGGGCACUCCUCGGGCCAGGUCGUCGAUGAGGAACACGCGAUCUUGCCGUUACCCGAGCUCUCGAGAGAAACCCAGGGGAGCUUGGAAAAGGGAGUCUCUCCGACGUUGGUCGAUGUCAACCAUCAUCACCCCACCUUCGGGUUCCUCGAUAUGGGAGGCGCUUCCACGCAGAUCGCCUUUUCUCCCUCUGUAGGGGAACUCGAACGGUCGAAUUUCCCACCCGAAGAACUGAAAUCCGUCUCCCUCCGCCUAUUAUCGGGCCAAGCGGUCGAAUGGCCGUUGUUCGUGGCUUCCUGGUUGGGCUUUGGGACGAACCAGGUCAGGGAACGGUAUAUCGCCGCAAAGGUCUUGGAGUGGCAAAAGGAGAACGAGAGGUUGAGCAAGGCGAUCAAACAGAGCGGAGAGUCGGUCCCCACUUCGGUAGCGGCGACGUUGUUUCAACCGAUCGAAGAUCCUUGUCUACCUAAAGGCUUGAAAUUGCCGCCGACUUCGGCUUCCACGCCGUCGUUCCUCGGCACAGGAUCCUUUUCCCGGUGCCUCGAAUCCCUCCAACCUCUACUGGAUCGGACUGCCCCCUGUCCUCCUCCCGCUUCACACUGUCUUUUUGCCGGACUCCCCACCCCUCACAUCGAUUUCGAACGGGAAGAUCAACGCGGCUUCAUCGGGAUAAGCGAGUAUUGGUAUACCGCGCAACAGAUCUUGGGUCUCGGAGGGGUCUGGGAUUGGGCCGAGUGGGAGAGGGGGAUGGAAGGGUUCUGUCAGAGGGAUUGGGGGGAUAUCAAGGAGGGGUUUCAGAAGGAGAACGGGUUGGAGGGGACGGCGGUGGACAUCUCAAGAUUAGAGAUGCAAUGUUUCAAGGGAGCCUGGAUAUCAAACGUCCUGCACGACGGGAUCGGGAUCCCUCGAAUAACGGACGCUCAGGGAGAUCAGACGUUGACUGGCGAAAAGGGUGGAGAGCUCGUCGACGAGGCCGCACGACGGGCCAAGGAAAAGGGACUCGUCUCGAAGAAGAGCUCGCAUUUCCAGAGCGUCGAUACGAUCGGGGAGACGGCGGUCAGUUGGACGUUGGGCAAGAUGGUCAUCGAGGCGAGCAAGGCGGUGAAACCCCAUGGACACGACGUUGCGCAGCCUGUAGGGACGCAUUCGAAGUGGAGCCAAGCGUGGACCGUCGGACGCGGACGAGUGGGACAGGCGCUGGGGUUGCCCAAGUUCGAACGAAAAAUGGACGAGCUGGGGUUGGACGUCUUUUGGGUGUUUUUCACCAUCAUCUUGAUCUUUGUCGGGCUCGCUUAUGCGGUACUGAGGAGGAGGUUCUGGUUGACGAAGGCGAGUCUCCAGAAACGGCGGAAACGGUCCGACGCAGGCGAGGUCCGGGAUUGGAUGAGGAUGCGGUCACAGGCGUCGUCCUCGGCGGAAGAGGGGCUCUUGCCUGCCAGCCCUAAGACGCUUUGGUCCGGGACGUCGCGGUUGAAGCCCUACGUCCACAAGUUCUCGACCCUGGUCGCCAAAGUGACGCAUAAUAGUAGACGCGAAAAGGCUUCCAGGCCGACAUGGAAUCGGCAGGUGACAUCACCACAUCCGGGCCAUAUCGAGAUGCCCGAGCGGUCCGAAGUUUACAGCACGUCGACGAGCAUGUCACUGCCAGGAUCUCCCAAGGCGCACGAAUCGUUCUUUGUUCCCGCGCACAGCGAUUCGACACCCGCCGCCUUCAACGGGUUCGCGGACAAGCACGAAUUGACGCCCCGGCCGUCACCAUCCAAGACGGCCCUGCAAUUAAUGAGCGAUGGCAGUCGAUCCUUGAGCGCCAAGUCUUCGCCGGGUAGCUUGCGCAGUAAGCGCACUUCCCCGCUGCCCAUGACUUCGGCGAACGGAGAGGCGGCGGGGACGGGCGGAUGGAAUGAUCCACCUGGAAGCGUCUUUGGGGCGACGGACGCGACUGGCCAUUUGCUGGGUGCGAAGGGCUUGUCAUCGUUGUCGAGGAGCUCGAGUCGGAUAAAUCUGGAAGAGUAUGGUGGGAGUCUCGCGGUGAGGCCUAUUUCGAGGGGACCAGGUGGGGACGAUCCAGGAGGUCCAUAAGACUUUCGUUGUACCUGUUUGCAAGGAAAUCAAUUACACGUUAUAAUGUGCUGUGCGAUGCCAGUUUCAGAAUAUUUGUCAGUACGUCAGUACUAGUAUAGUACUAUAGUACAUCCGAGCUGACAGAACGAGAAGAGGGUAAGAGAUCUAAGAGACAGACCGAAGCCAUUUGGAUGGCAGGGGGUUCUUUGAUUUUGGAUGCUAGGGAGUACCGGGGAGAUUGUAAGAUAGAUACCAUAUCCAUGUACUAUCAGAUGUAGAUCGAGCAG
Messenger RNA from Filobasidium floriforme, 3147 nucleotides. Its product is annotated as nucleoside phosphatase family-domain-containing protein. The record is from RefSeq and is a predicted model, not a curated record. Gene Ontology annotation, cellular component: membrane. NCBI's taxonomy places the organism in Eukaryota, Fungi, Basidiomycota, Tremellomycetes, Filobasidiales, Filobasidiaceae. Gene Ontology annotation, biological process: nucleoside diphosphate catabolic process. Gene Ontology annotation, molecular function: nucleoside diphosphate phosphatase activity. Bases 197 to 2878 code for a protein of 893 amino acids. The transcript has 3 exons.